Messenger RNA from Megalopta genalis, 3584 nucleotides. It is a transcript of the gene mus304, whose product is annotated as mutagen-sensitive 304. Lineage: Eukaryota; Metazoa; Arthropoda; Insecta; Hymenoptera; Halictidae. The record is from RefSeq and is a predicted model, not a curated record.
UACAAUAGUGCACAUGCUCUAAAUUUUUUAGUCUUUUUAAUAAUGAGUCCAAAUAUUUCUUUAUGCAUUCCAUACAUCGAUUAUUAAUUAUCAUUCAUCGUGUGUAUAAAUAAAUGAAUGCGUAGUUACAUGUUUGUUACAUAACGCUAGUUUACAAAUACAUAGACACCUGUGCAAUCUUAUAGUUUUUGUUAUAGAAUGCUAGUCAGAAAAAAAGAACUAGAAACCAGACGAACUUCCACGUAAAUAUUGGUAACACGUGUAUUCGGUGUUUGGCUUUAUGCGCAUGUGGUGUUUUAUGCACAAGCACCUAGAACAACUGACGUUUCCGUCACUUAAUUAAUUCGAUAUAUGUAAUCUGUGUGCACGUUGAUUGAACCGGCAAGUGUCAUAAUAAAUUUAUAUUUAUUAUGAAAAGCGAUGCUGUCUCUGUCCUUCUAGAUUUUUACAUCGUCUCUAUCGCAUCGAUUAAGAGAAAAAGUUUCAAAGAAAUCACCAGAUGAGAAUGAAUUUGCACGCUAAAAGAUGAAAUGACGUGCCGAGAGUGUUUCACGAAAUUGUUAAUAUUUGUGAUAAUAUAAAACUUGCUACCUCGAAUGACCGAUUUACCGUUGAAAAAUAAACGAAUAUUAAUCUCACUUGUGUGAACGAUAGUGUGUGUUAAUAUGUUCAAACGAAUUGAAAAUAAUGGAGAACAUGAGUAUUCCGUACCUGCCAAACGAACAAAAUAUGAUACGAACAAAGUAUCCUUGGCUGGCGUUUCUACAAAUCGUAGAAGCUCAACAAACAAAAAGCUUGGGAAGGCUGAUGAUGUAUGGGGCGAUGAUUUUGCAGAAGAAGAUAUCGAAGAGAUGGAUUUUGUUGCCUCGCAGGCUUGUGAAGAGAUUGCUUUGACUCAAACAAAUCGACAAGUAUCGUUUGUGCAAAGAUGUAGUAAUGUAGCAUCCACAAGCAAAGUUGCUGCUAACAUAAAUAAUGUUAUGAAUAAAUCAUUAAGAUCUCCUGCAUGUAUGUCUCAAAAGAGAGGAGUGGAAAACUUGAAGGAUAUCAGUCAAAUAGUAUCUGUUAACUAUAAAGAGUUUGAAGAUAAAUUAAUGAAUAGACAAGUUUAUAAUUCAACGUUUAAAGUAGAAGAAAGUGUUGUUCCAUCAGAAUCAAAAUACAUAAUGGAAUUAGAGAAAUUAAGAUCUGAAAAUAAAAAGUUAUUAGAUGAUUUCAUAACGAAAGAGGGAGAAACAGUCUUUUUACGCAAUCAAUUACAACAGGCUCAGUUAAGGGCAGAAGCUGAUAAACUGGAGAAGACACGUUUUAUCGAGGAGCAAGAGAGUCGACAUAGAACGGAAAUAAAUGCAAUGUGUAAAGAAAAAGAGUAUCUGAAGACUCAAUUUGAACUACAAACGUUCGAAGUAGGCAAUUUAAUGGAACGCUGCAAAUUGUUAGAAACGGGAAAUGUUAAAUUAACAGAACCAUGCUCUAUAAAUCUGAAUACCUCUAUGAAGAAAAAUAAAUUUAAUUCAUCAACGAACAGGACAUCAAUGUCAAUGGCAAAGCCAGUGAAAGUAAAAGAAUCUUGUGUUCAAGCUACUUUACACGAUAAGAGCAGUCAUAUUCUCAAAACUUGGAGUCCUUAUUAUCCUUUGACAAAUAUUUCUAAGUUAGUAUAUGAUAAACCGCAGCCAGAAAAACCAAUAGUCAACAUUCAAGUGAUAGAGAAAACUGGUCGAAGAAAUUUACCGAUUUUGCAGGAAGAAGAUACAUUUAGAAUAUUUGAAAAUCCAGAGCUUGUGAAACCUGUAACUAUGAUAGACGAGAGGAGGCUGUCGAUAGAAUUUAUUUUACCGGAAAUAGCAGCUCUUCAACGUAAAACGAAUUCUGAGCUCGAGUCCGAAAAUUCAAUAUGCGUAAUGAAUAAAUUGGUCUCUACUUCGAGGGAGUUGCUUCUGAACGUGAUCAUUGUUCUCCAGACAAUUUUUCAAGCUAUGAGAAACGAUGAUAUUCGAGACAUGAACGACAUUUAUUUUUCUGACCUGUACUCGAAUUCUGAUUUCAAUGGGAAGUCUGUAUGCGAUGCUAACGCGUGGCACGAGUGCGAGCGCGGUGUUGAAGUGAGAAGGGUGUUCGGCGUGAUUUCAUAUGUGACUCUGGAAUCAACGUAUCUGAGCAAAUACAUUGCUGGAAAGACACCGUUGUUCAUCGAAAGGGAUGAAAAUUACAAAAGUUAUUCGCGGCAAAUGGUUCGUUACGACAUGUGGCUAGAGAAGGGUCAAGAUUUUGAAAUGCUGAAAAUGAUCUUGCAGUUCAUCGUUUUAGUUGGAUCUACGAGACGAGCACAUCAAUUUAGCGGCCUUAUGUGUGCAAUCAUGAUGAUUAUAUGUAAUGUUCACAAAAAGGUGGAAUAUUGUUCAUUAGCGAUGGAGUACGUUUACCAAAUAUUUAAGGAAAUAGUCUUUUCUAGACCUCUGCCAUAUUGUUACUCGUUUCUUAGCCAUAUAAUGGUAAUAUUUAUUAAGUCUGCGACAUACCUGAAGAAACUCUGUGUUAAUUCACGGGUGAUGGCAGUGAACAAUUGGAAGGGUUCGCUACAUUUUACUCCAGAUGCUUGCCCGUUACAAAUCUUUCUGGCGCAGGUGGAGAAUCAUUAUUUUGACACAGUGGUCGCCCUAGACAUUACGGACACGUUGUUGCAGUUUAUGCAAUACGUGUUGCAAACAGACGUGAUUCCCUUAAGGUCCGAGACCUUGGAAUCGUGUAACUGUUGCAUGAAAUUGCUGCGGUUCACUAUGAGAACUCUGUUCAAGUGCACGGAAGCAAAUUUAAGCGCUAUCGGGGACUUCGACUCGCGUCACUUCCCUUUGCAGCAGGAAGACCGUUGCAAGUUGAAGAACGUUUGUCCCAAACAUUCGGUGUCUCCGAUAAUAAUAAAUAAUAAAUGUAUAUGCGAGGUGUACAAAGACAUAUUUUCCGACGCAAACGCUUGGACAAGUUUGAAGAGGCGACAGGUGAAAGUAUUGAGAGACGGAAUACGAUUCCUCGCUCACUUGGCUAUAUGCGAUCCCGAUUUCGUAAUUCGGUUGUCGGACAUCGAAGAUUCUUUCCAUUUGUUCAUGAGGAACAUAAGCAACUUCGACAUUUGCCUGCACGAGAAUGAACAAGAGGCCAUGGAUCGAAUAAAACAAACGUUCAUAUUCGACAAGGUGCCUCAGUCCGAGAUCGAAGCAUUUGGCAGCAACAGCACAAGCCAGCUAGAUAUACUAUCAAGUUUUCAGAAGCGACCCGUUAUUGGGCAGGCCCCCGAGAACCCGAAGAAGAACGAAAAUCAUAAUAAAUUUUUAACAACAAUCAGAUCACUGUAUAACGGUAGAGUCGAGUUAUCCAAUCAUUAAGAUGUAUUGCGAAGCGAAUUAUACAGGUAGGAGAAAUUUUGUAAGAUAGAUUAUAUUUCGAUACUGUGAGAACUAACAGUAUCCGAAUUGUGAUGCCAUAAUACUUUGUAUAUAAAUUUAUUCUGAUGAAAGUCGAAAAUAAUUACCGCAUACUAUUUUAUAAAAAAAAAAGAAGAAUAAAUCGUGAUAUCAUUAUUUAAA